ACCAUAGGGUACAAUUGUCUUUAGCAGACACUUUUUUUUACAGGACGCCGCCCCGUUCAGUGCCCUCCCGUAGCCAAUCCCGGCACCGAAGACUGAUAGACUCGGAGACCAAUCUGUCUGAGUUUCUGCAAAUGGAAGCUCGAAGAAAGAAGCCGAAGCCGCGAUUUUGGAGAUGGGCGGCGGCGUCAAUGCUGUUCCGAUUGGCUCUGAUAUACUUCGCCAAGGAUCUCAACCUCGCCACUCGCCCCGAAGUCUCCACUCCGGUCACCAGCCUCCGCCGCCUGGCGGAGGGCUACUGGUUGAAGCAGUCGUCAAUGUCGCCUUAUGCUGGCUCUAUGUACCACGGAUCUCCAUUGUUGCUGGCAGUUCUCGGCCCUCUUACUGAAAACAAAAUUGACGGACGCUCUUACCAAUUAUGCAGUUUGGUUUCGGUGAUUGCAGAUAUUAUUUCUGCCGUUCUUAUUCGUGCUAUUGGUCAGAGUCUUCAGUUCGCUUAUGAAAAAAACUUAAAAUCACUGGGUCUGGGCAAGCUCUUAGAAGAUUCAGAGAUUCUACCCUCUGGAGACAUUGCUGCACUUGUAUACUUAUGGAACCCUUUUACUAUUGUGACCUGCAUGGGUUUCAAUACAACACCAAUCGAAAACAUGUUUGUAAUCAUUUCCCUAUAUGGAGCCUGCAAAGGUCGUGCACCAUUGGCAGCUUUUGGGUGGACCAUAGCAUCCCAUAUCUCGCUUUAUCCUUUUGUUCUAAUUGUGCCAGUGAUUCUUCUAUUAGGUUAUGGUCCAGAUGCGCCUCCCAAAAAGUUGUUCCUGCAGUUACAUUCAGUAAAAGAUGAAGAUCUCAGUUUGAGUGAAAGCAAUACUAACAAGGGUUUAAGGAACCAGAGAAAAGAAGUUACCCAUUUCUCUUGGCGGCCAGUUUUGGUUUUUCUUUCCUGGGCUUUCAUCUGGGCUGCUUAUGUAUUGGGUUUGUGUGGCAUUUUUAUGCGAGAUUUUGGUGGUCUCCAAGAAAUGUUUAAAAGGACCUAUGGGUUUAUUCUAACUGUGAAAGAUUUAUCUCCAAAUAUAGGUGUCUUAUGGUAUUUCUUUGCUGAAGUGUUUGAUUUCUUCAGAAGUUUUUUUCUGAUAGUUUUUCAUGCAAACAUCCUCUUCAUGAUUCCGCCAUUAGCGAUACGACUAUACCACAGGCCUUGCUUUCUGGCUUUUGUUUACAUGACAAUAUGUACAAUGCUGAAAUCAUAUCCUUCAGUUGGUGACUCUGCUCUCUACUUGGGUUUGCUUGCUUUGUUUAUAAAUGAAUUAUCAGAAAUGUCAUUUUCUUUCUUCAUGUUCUGUGGAUAUGUGGGUAUAUCCCUUUUAAGCCCAGUAAUGCACAACCUGUGGAUAUGGAGAGGUACUGGCAAUGCAAACUUCUAUUUUGCAACUGCAAUGGGAUAUGCUUGCUUUCAGGUCAUUUUGGUUGUAGAAAGUGUGAGUUCAACACUUAGCCAUGACAGAAAAAUUGCCAAGUUGAUUAAGGCCUCCUCCAUUGCUUAAUCAGUUUUACCUUUUUAACUGACUAGUGUUUUUAUUUUUGUGCAACUUACUUGAUUAUCUUUUGUAUGUUAUAAAAUAAUUCACAUCUUUUUUUAUUAUUUAAAUAUGGUUAAAAAUUAAUACCAGAGUAUAAACUUUGUCUACUUGCUUCACAUAUUCAUGUUGAUCAUUUAGUAAAACAAUAUUGUCAUA
Cuscuta campestris is the source of this 1727-nucleotide messenger RNA. The record is from the annotation of a GenBank genome assembly. NCBI's taxonomy places the organism in Eukaryota, Viridiplantae, Streptophyta, Magnoliopsida, Solanales, Convolvulaceae.